AUACACAAGGUCCAAUUUCGACAAUUGGUUGUGCAUCAGGAAUGUUUAUCUUAUGUCAGUCACUGACGCUCACUCGAUUAGCAUAUGUCAGCUAACAUUUUAUAGGUUGGUAAGUUAGUCUAGCCAGCUAUCUAAACUUGCAAUCAAGGGGAGCCCCAUUCAUUUCGUUAGUCGUUCUCACUCAGAUAUCAUAUUAACAUGGCAUAAGUCAUGCCAGAAUGUGUAGAAUUGCAGGAAAUAACCUGUAAAACUGGACCUUUUUCAUGGCAAAAAUGUUUGAAUUGCAGGAAAUUAACUCUAAAAGGCUUCUUGACCAACAUGGAGAAUCACUUCACAUUGAGAAUAUUUUGUAGGAGUAGGAUACAUGGUGACCUGUGACAUUGCCAAAAUAAAACCAUUUGUCCAUUACAAAAAAGAUGGGACCUUUCAUUCAAUGACCUUUAAAUGUAUUGGGUGAUUGGUUACACAUGUACAUUCGUGCCAUUGUGUGGGACAGUUGGAUUUUCCUGUUUAUGCUGAGUCCUCUCUGCGUCAGAUAGCCCCCUCUGAUCCUGGGUAGCCUCUCCUGCCACACAGAGAGGAAGAGGUGAAGCAAGAGGUUUUACCCCUCCCAAAAUCAGUCCAUGAAAAUAAGCCCACGAAGUGAGGAGUUUUUGUAUGGAGAUCAAUGAGAGUGUCAAAUCUGGUUUAAAAAAUGGAAUUGCUAAUUUGAUACAUUAGGCUAUUUGAUUGAAUUAGACGUUUCGUAAUGGUUAUGUUGCUGCAAAUGCACUGAUAUAAUUGGAUGCACGUGGCAUUUCAGCAACUUUGGAGAAGAAAAAAAAAACGUUAUAUCAGAGUUGUGCCUGUUGUCAUAGAAAUAGAUAGAGGACUCAUCAUGGAUAGCCUAUAGCCCAUUUUAGCACAGACAUUGCCAUCGAGGGCUUGCACCAUUUUAAAGUAGUCAACUGGUUGUGGAUUCCUAUGAGUUCUGUCAAUGCAGAAUAAGAAAAUGUACUACUUUAAAAUGGAGAUAGCCUCAAUGGCUCUGUCCCAUGCUGUCACAUAGCUAUAAUGGCACAGAUACAAAGAUGAGUUCUCUAUCCCUAUGGCAUGUUGGUCACACUCGUAUCUGCCCACUCAUAUGCUAGAAUUGUCCCAACUGAUCUCUCCUCCUCCCGCCUGCCUUCCAUCUCUGAGAACAAGUAUUUCCAUUGUUAGAGCGGUCACUCAAAUAUCUUGUCAAUAUAAUAGACAAUCUUUGCGCCACACCACCGCGAGCCACCUGGGAAACUCGAUGUGCGUGCGUAAAUUGAGCGGGUUUUGUACAGACUAUUGACAAAAAAACACCAGAGAUUCGCGUGCUGUCGGCGUACUCCAGUGCAUAGCAGGGCGAAUUCCGUUUCGCACCUGCGGACGGCAGGUAUGCGAUGAAACGAUUAGCCUUUACCACCGCUCUCUUGAGGCUUCCGUUACAUAGAAGAUGGAUUUUUUUUAUGGGAAUGAAAAUCAUUUAGCUGUAUAGGCUAAGGGAUUUCAACGUUCUAACCAUAGCUCUAACUGAGUUAGGAUACAUUAGGAACUAUAUUGUCAUUAUAUUUUAUUUCCCCCUGAAAUAGGCUAGUCACCGUGCAGUGAAAUACAUAACUGAAGUAAUUAGGUUUGCUAAACGUUGUUGCAGUCAGGGCAGCUCUAAGGGAAUUGAUUUUAAUUCAUUAAAGCUACAUGCGUAAAGGGGACUUUGUCUCAAUCCGAAGAGGAGGUCACAAUUUAGAUAUCUUUCUCAGAGGAGGAGAUGAGGAGUUGGAAGAGGUCAAGCAGAGGUGUCUGUUAACACCUACCCAUUAUGACUGUACAUUUGAGCACGCGCACACACACGCGCGCCCCCUGUCCAGUCCCUGUUCUUCCCAGGUCCCGUUCCAGCUGUUGUGCAUUCCUGUGCGCUACACGGCCAGCCUCUCAGUGUGUAUGUGUAUGUAUGUAUAUUUUGUUUGUGGGUGAGGACGGCGCAUCAAGUCUCUCUCCUGAAGAACCGCGAGUGCCGUUGAACUUCUCGGUCCAGCGGUGGAAUGCGCCGGUGAUGCGUCCUGGACUAGGUUUCAGAGGAAAGUGACAGCAGCAGAACCGCUUGGAUUUUUUAUUAAAGAGAAAGUUUGGGGACUUUUGUGUUUGUGUUGGAAUCUUCUCUCGUCAUGACCGAGCUUCUCAGCACCGUUUCAACAACGAUAUGCAAUCAGCCAGCUGUGGGCAUUCCCGCUUCUCACACGGGUUCCCGGGUUUUACAGCUGUUGGGGACCCAGAGACACUCUGUCAGCCAGAGUCAGACCAGAUGAGUCCAGACGAGCCACAGUCUCCCUUGGACCUGAUAGACACAGGGAAAUGCCUGAAGGUCCAAACAGCCACACCACAUCUGGUCAGCCUGGGUAGUGGGAGACUGAGUGUGGCUAUCACCCUACUGCCCCUUAAAGAAGGAGUGACCCGUAUCGGGCGUGAGGACGCAGCGGUGCCCCAAGACAUCACCAUCCAGGGUGUAGGUAUCGAGGCGGAACACUGCAUCAUCAUCAACACAUCAGGGGUCAUCAUCCUCGACCCUUGUGGGAACCUCUGCUCCUUGGACGGCAUCCCUGUGACAUCACCUGUCCCGCUCACACAAGGUUACUCUCUGUGUCUGGGUCAAUCCUACUUCUUCCGUUUCAACCAUCCAGAAGAGGCCAGCCGUAUGAAGAGCAUGCUGCCCCAGAAGAGCCCUGUCUCUCCUCUGGCCUACAGCACAGACUAUCUGAAGUUCAGUAGUGACUACAGCCAUGGGGUGGUGGGAGGGGCCGGCAGUGCAAGAGGGAUGCGUUCUGCCUCAGAGCUCCGUGAUUUGAUGGACACCUUACAACGAAAGAAGAUCGCCCUGGAGACGAGCCUGAGAGCCAAUGGGGACUCUAGCCCCUCCUACUUCAGUAUGACACAGUCUCCACCCACCACGCCUGUGACCUCACCCACCUCGAUGUCGUCAGCCUAUCAAGAGCAGGCUAGGCGUUUCUAUGGCUCUGAUCGCCCACCCCUCUCGGUCAAAGCCGCAGUCCCUCCCUCCCCCUCUCGGCGCUCUGACCCCCCUUCCUCCCGAUCCUCCAUGACCCGGAACCAAUCCUACCAAUCACAAGACAGCCUGCUGGCCUCCCCUGGCGACGGGCGACGACAACUAAACCCAAACUCCUCCCCCCUGUUGUCGAUGUGGAACGGUGGAGGUUCCUCUAACUCAGUGGCCGGUGGUGAGAGCCUCUCCUCUCCUCCUCCACGUUCAUCCCUCUCUCCAACCAGUGGAGCAGCCAGCGUGCCCUCCAGCCCCCGCCUGGGACGCCGAAGUCACGGCAACCAUGAGCCGACACCUAGCAACCGAACCAGGAAGUACUCUGCAGGGUCGAUAGGUGGCAUGAUAGGAAGUCACAGCCUCUCUCUGCCCCGCCUCUGCCUAUCAUCGUCGCCACGUUCCCAUGAUAAUGGAGCCUUGGUGCUCUCUACCCUCCCCCCGACCUCGCGGCGCUCUGAACCUCUACGUAACUCUUCUCACAACAAUAGCCAAAACCACAUCACAAACAGUAACUACAACCAUAACCCAACCACUAACUUUAACUACAGCCAGGGCCAAAACAUGAACCAGAAGGGGAACCAAGGUGAGGGGGUGGUAUCCAUUUCCCUCUCCUCCCCAAAGUCUCCUACCCAGGCCCCUCCAGACGUAACUGUCCCGUUCCGAUCAGGGGGCUCCUCCAGUCCCCGCGUAGCCAAGAAACUCAGCCUCACCUCCACCAGCUCCACAUCCAGCCUCCAGGAGCCAGAGUGGCCAGCCAGCUGCGGAGUCCCCCCUGGACCAGAGCUUUUUUUCGGGGAGAGGGAGCACAGAGGUGGCAGCCUGGAGCCUGGUCUAGGGUUAGGGGAACGGAGACAGUCUUUUGGGAAGGGUGGGCUUGAACCAGGGUUCGGUCUGGGGGACAGAAGACAGUCCUUUGGAAAGGGAGGGGUAGAACCUAGUUUGGGAUUAGGGGAACGGAGACAGUCUUUUGGGAAGGGAGGUUUAGAGCCAGGUUUAGGGUUAGGGGAACGAAGGCAGUCAUUUGGGAAGGGAGGAGUGGGGCUGGGGGCGGGGGUGACCCCACCUGGGGGGUUCAGGGCGAGGAGUGGCAGUAUCAGCUCCCUGAGUGGGAAGGAAGAACUGACUGACUACCACCAUCGCCAGAGAGAUGAGAGACUACGAGAACAGGAGGUGGAGAGACUGGAACGCCAGCGGCUGGAAACCAUUCUGUCUCUGUGUUCAGAGCUGGGUCGAUCGGAGCAGGACAGGGAGAGGACUGUUGGUUCUAGUGUCGAUGCCGGUGCUGGUCUAGCCGACCUUCAGAUGAUCAACCGGGAACUAGAGAAACUCCAGGUCUCUGACGACGAUGAGUCAGAAUCCGUCUUCUCUGACUCAACUGUGAACGGAAAUGGGGCCGGUAGCGGCUCUGAGAACGGUUACUACGGUAACGACGAGGAGCGUCCAGUCCGACAGCGACGGAGCAGCGGCCACCGGGACCACAUGGCAGAAUCGCCAGCCAUCAUCCUACGAAGCUCCGCCACCUCGCUCACCGCGCACCUGCCUAGGACUAAUCGGGCGCUGGUGGAGGAGGGCCAGCGGAGGCAGGAAGUGACUCGUGUGGAGGAGGAGAGGAUCCAGGUGCUGAACAACAUGGAGGAGCUGGAACAGAAGAUCAAAGAACUGGACAACCAGAUGGAUGAGUCUCUCAGAGAGGUGGAGGUGGAGCGUGCCCUGGUGGAGGCAGAGCAGCAGGCGGAGCUAGCGGCCUUGCAGCAGGAGAGAGAUGCUCUGGAGACACUCAACACCAAGAUGUCUGACAUGGAACAACAGGCACAGAACCAGAAGAGUCCGGCGUGUGUGUCGCUGCAGGCUGAGAGGGCUAGGGUAGAGCAGCUGUCUCAGAAUGUGUGUGAGCUGCGCUCCCAGCUCCACUGCUGUCCUGAGGCCAUGAAGGAGCCCCUACAGGAGCAGCUCACCAGGAACUCCGAGGUGCUGGAAGCUGAGACGAAGCGUUUUGAGGACCUGGAGUUUCAGCAGCUGGAGAGAGAGAGUCGUCAUGAUGAGGAGAAGGAGGAAAGCACACAACAACUCCUCAGAGAGAUAGCUGACUACCAACGGAGCACCGUCACACGCAAGGAGAGGCUGGUGGCGCUAAAUAAGCAGGCGGGACAGAUUACCCAGCAGGCUCAGCGAGAGAAGGACAGCUUCCUGAAGGAGCGGACCAGCCUGCAGAUGAUGGUGCAGAGGGAGAAAGAUAACCUUGCUUCUGUGGAAAAUAAGUAUGCUGACCUCACAGGUGGGCGGGGCUUCCCUCUCAGCCCUAUCAGUCUCAAGGAGGAUACGGUGUCGUUGGCUGACGUGUGUCAAUCUCAGUCCCGUGACCACGCCUCUUCCUCUCUUUCUUCUCUUAUCCUUCCUGCUGACCUGCUGGUCCUAUCCUCCCUCCUUUCUUCUCUUUCCAUAAAGAGCGCUGAGGGCUAUGUAACAGUCAGUGAGAUCAAUGAAAUUUACUCCCAGCUGGGGGGGAACCCUAGUCCUGCCCCUGUUCUGGCCAAUCCCUCCCCUGAUUCUGAGCCUAGUCCCCCCACUGACGACAGCGCCCCAAAACCAGCGGAGGCCGUGCUCUGUCGCUCCUCCUCUCCUGUCGAUUGUCCUUCCUCCUUUUCCUCCCAUCCCCUAUUGCCCCGCCGCCCCCCUCUCACCAAAACCCCCUCGGUUCAUUGGCCGGAGGACAUGGUGACCUAUCGUGACCCCUCUCCCCUCCCUGACUCUCCUCCUCCUCCUCUGCCUGUCAAAAAACACAGCCACAACAGGCAGCACUUCCGUUCACUGGAGGAGAGAAAGAGGUUAGUGAAAGAAGGUGGGGCCCACCUGAGUGACACAUUACCCAGGAAGAAGACCACGUCCAUCGUCACCCCUCAGUUCAACUGUGCUACACUAGGACGCAGCAUGCCUAACAAGUCCCAUCAGCCCCUGGUCCAGAGUUCUAGCUGUGGCAGUAUUUUACCCCGGGCCAUGUCUGUCUCCUCCAAUAGAGACACAGAUAAACGGCACCUGCACAAGGGUCAGCCGAGCUCUCGCGCCGCCUCCCAGUCCAACGUGUACCUGGACACCUACGGUCACUGUGAUAACGGCCAGGCAUACGACACCAUGAGCGUGGACAGCUCUGACUCAAUGGAGACCAGCAUCUCUGCCUGCUCCCCGGACAACGUCUCCUGUGCCAGUACGUCUAACGUGACCAAACUGGAGGAAAUGGAGCGUCUGCUGAGACAGGCUCAGGCAGAGAAGAAUCGCCUCAUAGAACACAAGGAGCAAGAGAUGGAGUCACGCAAACAGGCUCUGGAGGAGGAGAGGAGGAGGAGGGAGGAUCUGGAGAAACGACUGCAGGAGGAGACCAACAGACGACAGAAACUCAUCGACAGGGAGGUGAAACUACGGGAGAAACAGAGAGCACAGUCCCGUCCUCUGACGCGCUACCUGCCAGUUCGAAAGGACGACUUUGACCUAAAAGCCCAUAUAGAGUCAGCGGGCCACAGUGCUGACACCUGUUUCCACCUGUCCCUCACGGAGAAGACAUGCCGAGGAUUCCUGGUCAAGAUGGGGGGAAAGAUCAAGACCUGGAAGAAACGCUGGUUUGUCUUUGACCGCAACCGACGAACGCUCUCCUACUUCUCAGACAAGCAUGAGGCCAAGCUGAAAGGGGUCAUCUACUUCCAAGCAAUAGAGGAAGUUUACUAUGACCACUUAAAGAACGCACACAAGAGUCCUAACCCGUGUCUGACGUUCAGUGUGAAGACUCAUGACAGGGUCUAUUACAUGGUGGCCCCCUCUCCUGAGGCCAUGAGGAUCUGGAUGGAUGUCAUUGUCACUGGGGCCGAGGGAUACACUCAGUUCAUGGUGUAGAAGGAGCAAUAUGGUCAUGGCGGAGGGAUACACCCACUUUAUGGUGUAGGAGACUUGAUCUGUACAUGUCGGAGGGAUACACUCAGUUCAUGGUGUAAAGAGGGGUGCUUCGGAGUGGAAGGAUACAGCCAGCGUGUGGUUACGACGACAGGACUAGCUCCUCUCUUUUCUCUGACACAGAUGGACUGUUGUUUUUAUUUCUGUAUUUUAUUAUUAUAGAAAUGUCCAAGGACGUGUUCUCCAACAGUGUGCCUUAACUCUCACAGUAGCUCCGCUGGAAUUGGCCAGUGUUUUUAUGCAUCAUUAGUAAACAAGCAAACAGAACUGUCAUUUCAAUUCCAGGUUGUGUAGGGUCAAAUGAUCAGGCGGCAAGUUACUGAUAUUUACUCAUCCCCAAAGACCUCAGGUCUCGUGUGUGUGUGUGUGUGUGUGUGUGUGUGUGUGUGUGUGUGUGUGUGUGUGUGUGUGUGUGUGUGUGUGUGUGUGUGUGUGUGUGUG
Molecule: messenger RNA, 7438 nt
Organism: Oncorhynchus gorbuscha (pink salmon)
Lineage: Eukaryota; Metazoa; Chordata; Actinopteri; Salmoniformes; Salmonidae
Gene: phldb2b
Product: pleckstrin homology-like domain, family B, member 2b
Exons: 26
Coding region: 2207-6940 (1577 amino acids)
Biological process (GO): regulation of microtubule cytoskeleton organization
Cellular component (GO): basal cortex
Molecular function (GO): protein binding
Source: RefSeq, a predicted model, not a curated record